CCUCCUCUUCCUCUCUUCAACAUAGCAGACACCCCCUUGACCUCAGAUGACAGCAGAGCAGUAGCCCACCCUUCUCCCACUCCUGGUGGGUAAAGUCUUCCAGACCCCUGCAGACGCACACCAGCAGGACUUCCCUUUCUUCUGCAGGCUGCACCAACGCCAGCCGGACUCACCUGGAAAGAUCUCGGCUCGUCGUGAACAGAAGUGGGCCCAACAUGGCAUCCCAGACCCCAGCGCUCCCACAGUCCUUCUCUCCUGGGACAGACAGCGUCUUCUCUGACCAGUCGGGCUUCUAUUCACUCGACUCCAAUGUUCCUGGACUCUCUAAGGUGAUUCUCAACCAGCUCAGCAUGAAGGACUUUGGAGAAUACAGGGCUGCUGUGGAGGGAAAGACUAAAGGACUCUGGUUCCGCAACUACAAGGAGAUGUUCCAGAAGAUGGAGGAAACCUUCAAGUUCUGCGCCGGCUGCAACAAACUCCCGGAGCGUCUCGCUGAGGGACAGACGCUGAAGCGCUGCGUGAAGUGUUUGAAUGUGUACUACUGCACAAAGGACUGUCAGAAAAAGGACUGGCCUCAUCACAAGAAGGUCUGCAAAAUCCUGCGAUUGGUGGCCAUUGACCGGUUGGUGGAGUGGCUGAUGUUCACUGGAGAUCUUCCGUUCCCAACUGAGAAAUGGUCCAAAGCACCUGCCGAUGUGAAGGGUUGGGACGACUGGCUUCCCAUGCAGGAGGGCCUCACCCAAAGUCUGGACAGAGUCCUGUCCAGCGCCAACAUGGCAGCUCUGUGGAAGAACGCCGGCAGAACCCGGCCAGACGAUGACGACCUGAGACAGUCCUUAUGGAGGAUUCAGAGCGAGUUCCUAUCUCGGGUUCUGACCGUUGGAAGGGCGAUUCAGCAGUUUGGGCUGGACCCGUACCUGAAGCCCGUCACCGUUCACAUCGUAGGGGCCUCCCACAGCGAGACGAUGGGAGCCAGGCUGACUGACUACGACGAGCUGAGCCACAUGUUUCCUGGACACCAGGGCAUUGAGAUAGUGAUGGUGGGACCCGAGGUGGUGGACGGCUGCAUCGUGAGACCUCCGCUCAGAGCGUUUGGCCCCAAGCACAAGGUGUACAUCAGUGCCUAUAAGGGCCUCUACCAUCAGUUCUGGGAGGACGUGGUGGAGAAAGGGGAGGCAGCCAGGCCAGACGUUGUGGUCGGAUUCCACCCAGGUUUCCAUGCCAACCAGGGUUUGGUCCAGGGCUGGCUGCCCUCCCUCCUGCUGCUCAGAGACUACAACAUCCCGUCUGUCUUCACCAUGUUCAGUGACACGGAGCUCCAGUAUUCCCUGCAGAUCCUGCUGGAGCUGGAGAUGCACAUCAGAGACAGCGGGCCCAAUCCGUUCAGCUCCCAGAAACCGGAGCAGGUCCAGGCCUGUCCCAACAAACCGCCGGUCCACUGCAACUCCCACUGCGUCCGCUUCCAGGGCCUCCUGCCUCAGGACGACCUCCAGGGGUCACUUAAUGAUGAGGUCUGAUGAGGUCCCAACCAAUGUUGGGAAGAAAAUUAUGACUUUGUUCACCUAUUAUCAUGGUUUCAUUCUCAUAAUACUCAUUAUUCUUGUAUGAGUCAUUGUACGACUUUAUCCUUGUAAUAUUUUGACUUUAUUCUCUAAAUAUUAUGACUUUAUUCUUGUUAUAUUAUGAUUUCAUUUUCAUGGGACUUUAUUCUUCUAAUACUAUAACUUUAUUCCCAUAAUUUUAUGACUUCAUUUUUGUAAUAUUAUGGUUUUAUUCUCAUAACAAUCUGACUUUAUUAUUACAUUAUUUUUGACUUUAUUCUUGUAAUUUUCUGACUUCAUUCUCAUAUGAUUUUAUCCGUUUGAUAUUAUCACUUUAAUCUCACAUUAUUAUAACUUAUAACUUUAUUUCCAAUAUAUUAUGACUUUAUUUUUGUAAUAUUAUGACUUUAUUCUCUUAUUAUUUACUUCAUUCUCACAUUACUGUGACUUUAUUGUUGUUUGUUUAUGACUAUUCUCAUAAUAUAAUAG
This is a messenger RNA of Poecilia reticulata (guppy), 2030 nucleotides long. RefSeq names its product MSS51 mitochondrial translational activator (gene mss51). Lineage: Eukaryota; Metazoa; Chordata; Actinopteri; Cyprinodontiformes; Poeciliidae. The record is from RefSeq and is a predicted model, not a curated record.